AUGUUGAAUCCGAAGGUUGCCUACAUGGUCUGGAUGACGUGCCUGGGUUUAACGUUGCCCAGCCAGGCGCAGUCUAAUGAUUACCGUCCUUCAUACCACUUCACACCGGACCAGUACUGGAUGAACGAGCCAAACGGCCUGAUUAAGAUCGGAUCCACCUGGCACCUGUUCUUUCAACACAAUCCGACGGCCAAUGUAUGGGGCAACAUAUGCUGGGGGCACGCUACGAGCACCGAUCUGAUGCACUGGGCACACAAACCCACUGCCAUUGCGGAUGAGAACGGAGUCGAAGCGUUUACCGGUACAGCCUAUUAUGAUCCAAACAAUGCCUCUGGCCUUGGGGAUUCGGCAAACCCACCCUACCUGGCCUGGUUCACAGGUUAUACCGUUUCAAGCCAAACACAGGACCAGCGCCUGGCUUUCAGUGUCGAUAACGGGGCGACGUGGACCAAAUUUCAAGGCAACCCCAUCAUAUCAACAAGCCAGGAAGCACCACAUGAUAUAACGGGCGGCCUCGAGAGUCGGGAUCCAAAGGUAUUCUUCCAUCGCCAAUCGGGGAACUGGAUCAUGGUUCUCGCCCAUGGCGGGCAGGACAAGCUGUCUUUCUGGACGUCUGCAGACACCAUAAACUGGACAUGGCAGAGUGACCUGAAGUCCACCUCGAUCAACGGCCUAUCGUCCGAUAUUACAGGGUGGGAAGUCCCCGACAUGUUUGAACUCCCGGUUGAAGGCACUGAGGAGACCACGUGGGUGGUGAUGAUGACGCCGGCUGAAGGAUCCCCUGCCGGUGGUAACGGGGUCUUAGCUAUCACCGGUUCUUUUGACGGGAAAAGUUUUACGGCAGAUCCCGUCGAUGCUUCGACCAUGUGGCUGAACAAUGGGCGUGAUUUCGAUGGCGCUCUGAGCUGGGUGAACGUGCCUGCGUCCGAUGGACGGCGGAUUAUCGCCGCCGUCAUGAAUAGCUACGGUUCCAACCCGCCUACAACCACCUGGAAAGGGAUGCUCUCCUUUCCCCGGACGCUGUCGCUCAAGAAAGUUGGGACGCAGCAGCACUUUGUUCAACAGCCGAUCACAGAGUUGGACACAAUUAGUACCAGUCUGCAAACACUAGAAAACCAGACCAUUACCCCUGGCCAAACAUUGCUAUCAUCGAUUCGGGGAACUGCUCUCGAUGUUCGAGUUGCUUUCUACCCUGAUGCUGGCUCGGUUCUGUCCCUCGCCGUCCGAAAGGGUGCUUCGGAGCAAACAGUCAUUAAGUACACCCAGUCAGAUGCCACAUUGUCGGUUGAUCGAACAGAGAGUGGAGAUACCUCGUAUGACCCGGCCGCAAGUGGCGUCCAUACCGCCAAGUUGGAAGAGGACGACACCGGACUGGUUUCCAUCCGGGUGUUGGUGGAUACGUGUUCUGUAGAGGUUUUUGGCGGACAAGGAGAAGCCGUCAUUUCCGACCUCAUCUUCCCGAGUGACAGUUCUGAUGGCCUGGCCUUGGAGGUAACUGGCGGAAAUGCAGUGCUGCAGUCGGUGGACGUGCGGAGUGUUUCACUUGAAUGA
Molecule: messenger RNA, 1551 nt
Organism: Aspergillus niger
Lineage: Eukaryota; Fungi; Ascomycota; Eurotiomycetes; Eurotiales; Aspergillaceae
Gene: inuA
Product: inulinase inuA-Aspergillus niger
Exons: 1
Coding region: 1-1551 (516 amino acids)
Biological process (GO): sucrose catabolic process
Molecular function (GO): sucrose alpha-glucosidase activity
Source: RefSeq, a predicted model, not a curated record